This is a messenger RNA of Australozyma saopauloensis, 2331 nucleotides long. RefSeq lists its product as uncharacterized. The transcript has a single exon. NCBI's taxonomy places the organism in Eukaryota, Fungi, Ascomycota, Pichiomycetes, Serinales, Metschnikowiaceae. Bases 1 to 2331 code for a protein of 776 amino acids. Gene Ontology annotation, molecular function: voltage-gated chloride channel activity. Gene Ontology annotation, biological process: intracellular iron ion homeostasis; transmembrane transport; chloride transport. The record is from RefSeq and is a predicted model, not a curated record. Gene Ontology annotation, cellular component: Golgi apparatus; endoplasmic reticulum; plasma membrane.
AUGAAUCCCUGUAAUCUGCUUUCAAAGCCCACAUUUGUAGUUAUCUAUUGUCUAAAGUCUCCAACCUCGUUCAUGCAUCUAAGAUACUUGGCUGCAACACCAUUCCAUAAUAGACGGUUCUUCGAAGCCAAUAAGCAAAUACAUUCCCUGCCUCCAUACAAUAUGGUAGCCCUCCGAUCUGCAGAAAACGGCGAUUGGCUACAUCAGGAUUCCGUUCGCUCGGUGCAAAAAUUCGAAUCCUUUGUCACUAUAGAUUGGCUAGAUGACGAACUAGAAGAACACAGAAGACACAUAUCAAACAGGAAAAACGCCAAUACAUUCUGGGAGCUGGCCUUCCGUUCAAUGCGCACAUGGCUAGUCUUGGGUGCCAUGGGCAUUGUCAUUGGAUCCAUCGCUGCGUCUUUGAACGUCAUCACGUCGUGGCUAGCCUCGUUGAGGAUUGGCUAUUGUAAGAGUAAUUUUUAUUUGAGCGAAAGAUACUGCUGCUGGGACGAAGAGCAUUGCGGAAACUGGACCAGUUGGCUGGACUAUUCUGUGCUCAAUUAUAUUAUGUAUGUCUUGGUUCUGGCGGUGUUCCUGACAACAGCGGCUCUAUUAGUCAAAUUGUAUGCUCCGACCGCUGCUGGGUCGGGAAUCUCCGAGAUCAAGUGUAUUGUGUCAGGCUUCAUCAUGCGGGGCUUUCUUGGCUGGUCAACGUUGGUCAUCAAGAGUGUAGGUCUUCCCCUUGCCAUUGCAUCAGGACUUUCAUUAGGAAAAGAGGGUCCUUCUGUCCAUUAUGCCGUGUGUGUUGGUAAUAGUAUGGCAAAGCUAUUCUACAGUUAUAGACAUUCUGCAUCAAAGGGCCGUGAAUUCCUCACGGCCACGGCAGCUGCUGGAGUUGCCGUCGCUUUCGGGUCACCUAUGGGUGGUGUUCUUUUUGCGAUGGAAGAAAUCUCUGCUGUUUUCCAAUUGCUGACUCUCUGGAAGUCUUAUGUUUGUGCCUUGAUUGCAGUGGCCACUUUAUAUGCGUUCAAUCCUUUUCGCACGGGGCAGUUAGUCUUGUUUGAGGUCACUUAUGAUUCGUCUUGGCAUUAUUAUGAGCUUCCCUUCUAUGCUCUCCUAGGUGUUUUUGGCGGUGUAUACGGUAUAGUUGUUUCAAGACUCAACAAGAGAGUAGCGGGCUUCAGGAAGAAGUACUUGGCCUUGUUCCCGGUUCGUGAGGCUGUCAUACUUGCUACAUUCACUGCAAGUAUCUCUUAUUUCAAUGGGUUUUUAAAGCUUGAUAUGGCUGAGACGAUGCAAGCUUUGUUCACCGAAUGUGGAUCGGACGAUGAUGAAUGGCUAUGUGACAAGAAUUUGCAUAAAGGAAAGACAAUUUUCUCUUUACUUUUUUCCACAGUCAUGCGCAUGUUUUUGACUAUAAUUACAUAUGGGUGUAAGGUUCCGGCAGGUAUUUUCGUGCCUUCCAUGGCUGCUGGGGCAACUUUUGGCCGAGCAGUCGGACUUGUUGUUCAAAAGUUUCAUGAAUCGUUUCCUGAACUGUCAAUCUUUUCAGGUUGCCCGAAAGAUGGCCCUUGUGUCAUCCCUGGAACCUACGCAUUUAUCGGUGCUGGCGCUGCUUUGAGUGGGAUAACGCAUUUAACCGUGACUGUUGCGAUCAUUAUGUUCGAAUUAACUGGUGCUGUCAAGUACAUCAUACCGACGAUGAUAUCUAUUGCAAUCACCAAAGCAAUUAAUGACAAAUGGGGUCAAGGCGGUAUUGCGGACCAAAUGAUCUUGUUUAACGGACUCCCCCAUAUAGAUCCCAAAGAUGAAUUCGUCUUCGACGCAACUGUUGAAGAAGCAAUGUCUACUGUCACAACGGCGUUCGUCGCAGAUAAAGUCUACUCGGUUGAUGACAUUAUGGCAACAAUCGAAAAUCGGUCGUUCCGUGGAUAUCCAGUCGUUUCUUCAGAAACGCAGGCUCAAAUAGUUGGGUAUGUGAUGGCUUCUGAUCUAAAAGACGCUCUUGGUAGAGACGAUCUGCCUUCUUUCUGCAAAUUUGACUUGUCUGGAACGUCAGGCGAGAAUGUUGUGAAUUUAAUGUCUAUAUUGAAUCCUUCUCCAAUGAUUGUUAGCAUUGACACAAGAUUGGAAUAUCUCAUGGACGUUUUUGUUCGUUUAGGUCCGAGAAAUAUUCUAGUCCAUGAUAAUGGGUGUCUCGCCGGAACAAUAACACGGAAGGACAUUCUACGUUAUGAGAGGACAAAGCAUGAACUUGAGCAUCCAGUAAUGCAAGAUGGUUUAGACGCUCUUAUUUGGGAUAAAUUCAAGCAAUUGGGGGCAAUUUUUGCAUUUAACAAGACUAAUUAA